This is a messenger RNA of Trachemys scripta elegans, 5411 nucleotides long. It is a transcript of the gene HCFC2, whose product is annotated as host cell factor C2. The transcript has 16 exons. Gene Ontology annotation, cellular component: histone methyltransferase complex. The coding region runs from base 12 to 2390 and encodes 792 amino acids. Gene Ontology annotation, biological process: chromatin remodeling; regulation of DNA-templated transcription. Lineage: Eukaryota; Metazoa; Chordata; Testudines; Emydidae. The record is from RefSeq and is a predicted model, not a curated record. Gene Ontology annotation, molecular function: transcription coactivator activity; protein binding.
GUGGCGCCAAGAUGGCGGCGGCCGCCGCCGCUGCUGCUGCCCUGAGCUGGAGGCGGGUCCCUUCGUCCACCGGGCCGGUGCCCCGCUCCCGCCACGGGCACCGCGCCGUGGCCAUCCGCGAGCUGGUGAUCAUCUUCGGGGGCGGCAACGAGGGCAUCGCCGACGAGCUGCACGUCUACAACACGGCUACAAAUCAGUGGUUUCUUCCUGCUGUUAGAGGAGAUAUUCCUCCAGGCUGUGCAGCCCAUGGAUUUGUCUGCGAUGGUACCAGAAUAUUAGUGUUCGGAGGAAUGGUUGAAUAUGGAAGAUACAGUAAUGAUUUAUAUGAAUUACAGGCAAGUCGAUGGCUGUGGAAAAAAGUAAAACCUCAGCCUCCAUCUAUUGGUUCACUACCUUGUCCUCGACUUGGCCACAGCUUUUCUUUAUAUGGUAACAAGUGUUAUUUAUUUGGUGGCCUGGCAAAUGAAAGUGAAGAUUCAAACAAUAACAUUCCCAGAUAUUUAAAUGAUUUCUAUGAACUGGAGCUGCAACAUGGUUCUGGAGUUGUAGGAUGGAGCGUUCCAAUGACCAAAGGGAUCUUGCCUUCUCCUCGAGAAUCCCACACAGCCAUUGUGUAUUGCAGAAAAGGUUUGGGAAAUCCAAAGAUGUAUAUUUUUGGAGGGAUGUGUGGCUGUCGACUUAAUGACCUUUGGGAGCUUGACAUAGAAACAAUGACCUGGUCAAGACCAGAAACUAAGGGGACGGUGCCACUUCCUCGCAGUCUCCAUACAGCCAAUGUAAUAGGAAACAAAAUGUAUGUUUUUGGUGGAUGGGUUCCACAGACAGUGGAGGAUGAGAUUUCUGCUCGUGAUGGUGAAUGGAAAUGUACCAGUUCAUUUUCUUAUCUAAAUUUGGACACCACGGAAUGGAUAGGUCUAAUCUCAGAUUGUCAGGAAGACAAAAAGAACUUGUUACCCGGGCCAAGAGCUGGACACUGUGCUGUGGCAGUCGGCACUCGUCUGUACAUCUGGAGUGGUAGAGAUGGUUACAGAAAAGCUUGGAACAAUCAAGUUUGCUGCAAAGAUCUUUGGUAUUUAGAUACAGAGAAACCACCAGCACCAUCACAGGUACAGCUGAUCAGAGCUACAACUAAUUCUUUUCAAGUAAAAUGGGAUGAAGUUCCUACAGUUGAAGGAUAUCUUCUUCAGUUAAAUGCUGACUCCCCAGCGCCUACAGUGACAGGUGGAACUGUGGUUCCUGAGACUGCACUGCUGAAUUCACAAGGAAUCAAGCUGGAUCUUCACAGCCAAACAAAUCACAUGGUUCCUAAUCAUGUACAAGUUACAUCUAAUUCACUACUAAAACUAGAAGCUAAAGAAAAUAUUACUGAACCUGAAAACAUUGUUACACAAGAAGCUACAAAGAAAAACCAUCUAGAUUCUAGAGGAUUCAAAGAGUCAAAUGCCCCCUCGCUUUUGCCAGCGUGCACCUUAGGUCCUCAGACUUCAGCAAAUGUAGCUGAAUUACAUGACUUGGACAUACGAACUGUAAAUCCUGAUGCUUCUGUAUCCAGUACUGUCUCCAGCACACAAACUAUGGUAACCCAGCAGGCUGUUAAAACUGAGUCAUCAAGUACAAAUGGGGCAGUUGUUAAAGAUGAAACUUCACUAACAACAUUCAGUUCAAAAUCUGAAGUUGCUGAAACUACUUUUAUAAUGCCUUCAACCAAGGUCAGCACUGGUCACACAAAUAACUCAACUGUGCACUUAUCUAAAACUACUCCACUAAGGCAGAUGGCAACAGUGAAAACAAGAGAACGACAGUGGUACGAUGUAGGAAUUUUUAAAAGCAACAGUGCUUUGGUGAGCCAGUACUAUUUGUUGCCAGAAGAAAAAUUAAGCAUCUCCAACAAGGUGGAAAAUGCAGAUGUUCCAGACUACAGUUCACUUAAGAAACAGGAUCUCUUUCCAGGCACUGUGUACAGGUUCAGGGUUGCUGCAAUUAAUGGCUGUGGUGUCGGCCCUUUCAGUAAAGUCAGUGAAUUUAAAACCUGCAUUCCGGGUUUUCCUGGGGCACCUUCAACAGUCAGAAUCACCAAGAGUGUAGACUGUAUUCAUCUUUCAUGGGAGCCACCUGUUUCACUUUCUGGAAAUAUUUUGGAAUAUUCGGCUUACUUAGCUAUUCGUACCACACAAGUACAUGAAAACCCAAAUCAGCUUGUAUUUAUGAAAAUAUACUGUGGUCUUAAAACAUCAUGUAUGGUGACUGCUGCACAGCUUUCAAAUGCCCAUGUUGAUUACACCUCCAGACCUGCUAUAGUGUUCAGGAUUUCUGCAAAGAAUGAGAGAGGGUAUGGACCAGCCACGCAAGUUCGAUGGCUUCAAGAAAUGAAAACAUCAAGUUCAAAAUAGAAGCACCAUAAUACAAUUCAAGUUAUGAAUGUAGUGUUUAACAUUUGUAAUAUUUUGUAAAUGCUCCAAAUAUUUUAUUUUUGCAUUGUUUUUAUCUUAAAUUUAUACGAACACUUUUUUUUAUAUUUUAAACAUCAGCAUUAUGCAGCCUUGCUCAGGUUGAACUACCAUAUAUGGAAAUUCUUAUAGUGAAGAUAAAUAAUUAGAUACUGACUAUCUUCUAUCAACAACCAUUUUAAUAAUUAACGUUUUAACAAUCACUGCCUUUUAAAUCUGAAAUUGACUCUUGAAGCAGAAUUUAAAUUUGUUACAAUUGCAGGUGUACAAGAUUAACCGCCACUUGUGCCAGUUUUAAAAGAUUUCGUAGAGAUUGCCCAUGUUAAAAUGUCAUUGCACAGAUAACUUUGUAAAGCCUCAUGAUCUCUGUUCAGUUGAAGUUCUUAUACCACAUUCAUCACUGUGGUAUCUGAGUGCAAGGUGAACAUUUCCAUUUAUUAUGGUAUCUUAAAAUGUAUAGAAUAUUUUAAUAUAUAUACUUUUUGUAAAGAAAUGAUUUUUCUACUAUUUGUAACAAAUAUUUUAAUCUUUAAAGGCAUUCCCUGAAGAUAUGCAAAUACUAGGAAACUUAGUCACUUCUGUUAUGAAAAAUAUAAAUGUAAUGUAAAUGCACUACUAUUAGUUGGGAUUAUCCUUUUGAAGUUGUACAAAUCUUAAAUCUGUAAAUAUUCUUAAUGUUUACAAAGAGACCUCUCUGGUCUACUAUUAAACCCUUCAUGAGGAUUCAUCCAUUUUUUUUUUUAAACCCAUAUGCUUUGCUUCCAGCAUAUGCUUGCUUUUUGCACUAAUAAGAAUUUAAUGUACCUCAUUCUUAUGUUUGUAAUCGCUUGUGUUGCUUCCAUAACAUUUCUGUAAUAUUUUAGUCUAAAAAUUUAACCAAAGUUAAAAUACAUGGUAAGCAGUUUUGCACAUAUUAUAUGCUAAUUCUUAUGACAUAUUUAUUCCAGUUAGUCUUCAUAACUGCUUGAUUGGUAAAAUAUACAGGUAAAGCAAUCAGUUCAAUACUCCCAUUUACCUGUCAGUCAUUUUUCAUUAAUUAGAUAGCUGUUUAGCUCAAAAAGCACUGCUGUUAGGAAUAGGUUGAUCCAUUCCUGUGCUAAAGAAAAUAGAACAAAUGUAAACAUUUCAAUGCUAUUUAUUUUUAAAAAAUCAUUUGUUUACCAAAGUCAGAGUAAAAUGGCUGAAUUGUGUGAGGCUACUAGGUGAAUAGAUUUUGAGGCAACUAAUAAUAAUUUUUAUUAAAUGAGUUACUGCACAUGUGCAAUGAAGUUUAUACUUUGCACUUUAAAUUUUUCCUUCGAUGCCAAAAGAAUAUACAGCAAGAUGGAAUUACUUGCCUUUUUCCCUUACAUUUACGUUAAGAACAUGCACUGUAAAUAUGUAAUCUUAAAAAUUAAGAAUAGACUUGCCUGUUUAUUUUGUUUUGGUUUUUAAUGGGGGCAUAGAUAUUUGGUAAAAGAUUCUCAAGAAAAGAUUGGCUAACCCAAAUAUGCUGAAGUAAAUUUUAUGGCCAAACUUUAGACUUCUAAAAGUCAGGGUUUAUAAUGGAAGUGCUGAUACAGCCUUAACACAGCCACAAUCUGUGAUGCCAUGUAAAAGCACUGGGGACUUUACAAAUCUUCGUUGUAGAAUUGAUUGUGACACAAGAGUGUAGUAUAAAUAGUUCUUCUCAUAACAAUAGAAAACCUGACAAGAAAAAAACUUGUGCAUAUAGUGUUGAUUUCAACAGAUUCAUUUGAAGCUGAGUAUUCACAUCAUGAAUUUUUAUAUAGGGUUUUUUCCUGCAGACAAAGUUAAAUGGGCUUAAAAACAUUAGUAUAAUGAUCUACUUUAUCAGUUAUGACCUUGACACUACCCAGUAACUAAAAUCUCCACUUACACGCAGGCUGUAACUAGAAAAGUAUAACUUUGCUUUUCUUAUUAGUACUGUGAAAGAUGCCUUUAGAAAACAUUUGUUGGUUGGUAGCUGUGAUUGUAGUGAUAUUAUUUAAGAAUAAAAUCUGUUGGGUACGUCCAUGGAUGGAGUUUUUGCACUUGGUUUCAUAUACUUUGCACAUUUUAUUUUUUAAAGGGUGUGUCACGUUGACCAAAGGUAAAACUGUGGUGUUUUCAAUCAAAAUACGAUUUCUGUGUAAGUGUACUUACAGCUGGCUUUAUGUAAGUUUUCACUCUCUUCCGUUAUCCCAGUUGGGUAAUGUUUGAAUAGUGAACAUAUGCAAAUCUCCUGUUCCGUGCUUUGCAGUUUUACUUUAAAAUUAAAUUACGUUAUACACUGUGAAAAUGCACAUUGAGGUCUGCUUCUCAGAACUGUACUUGCAAAAUGUCUAAAUCCCACCUAAGUUUCAUCUUAGAGAAACAUUUUAUUUGUUUAUAAACUAGAUAUUGGACAAAUAUACUGAGAUGUCAUCUGUUCCAGUUUUUAAAUUUAUUUGAAAUACAAUUGAAAUUAGCUGUUUGAGAAACUGCAUCAGAAGUCCUCAUUAUUCCAUAUUUGUAAAUGGUAAAAUACAUGUAAACAAAACACCCACAUUGAUCAGAAUACAGUAUCAGAUUUGUAGAAAUUUCAAGGGGUUUGGUAGACUUUUCAUGAAAGUUCUGACUAUAUAAGUAGAAAAGUUAUGCUAGUUGUAGCAGAUAUUGCAACAACUUAAGAAUGUUUUUGUGAAAUUUGAAAUAAAAUGAACGAGAACCAACAUUUUGUGUUUUUAAAGUAAUUAUAGCAAUAUCUUCUAAUAUAGUUUGAAGUAGAGCACAUGAUGACCAAGCCAGAAACUUUGGAGAUAUAGUUAACGAUACUAUUGUUAACUGGUAUUUCAAGGUGGUUGAUUUGAGGUGGUUAUAGUUUUAUGGCUUGUUACUUCAAUGAUCUCUAUAAAGAAAAUUGACGUUUUGUACAAUGAAAAAAUAAUUGAAUAUAUCUUAUUUCAAAGCAUUGUUUAUUCUUUGUAAUAAAGUGGUUGUCCU